GGGCUGAAAGCCCAUAAACGCUGAAGAUUGUGUCGAAACGCGCAGACACGAACGCAUCUGAUCACAACAUUAAAACAUUCUGAUCACAUCUGAUCUAAGCUCUGAGAAUAUUCACGUUUAUUAGAUAUCACCUCUGUGGUGGAUUAAUCGACUGAACCGCAGUCAAAUCGGAUUUAUUUCAUCCAGUUUUGUGAGGAUUCAACAGGUCUGUGUGACAUGGAGUCUGUCUUUUCUGGAUACAGAAACAAACUGAAGCGUCAGGUAGCUUUCGAGAUGUUUGAAGACCCCUUGUCUCUGUUCUCGGGGUUUUAUCCGCCGGUUGAGGACGAGUUGCCCGCUCAAGAAGUUCCUUCAGGUCUGGAGUGUUUCUCACAGGAUGCGUGUUGUGUGCCGCUGCUGACGCCCUGCAGUAAAGCCCUCAUGAGUCAAGCUCUGAAGGACAGCUUCAGUGGAUUCUCUAAAGUUCAGCGUCUCUGUGGCAUCUCAGACAACCCGCGCAGAUGGAUGAAAGAGCAGGUGUUGCAGUGGCUGUACUGGGCGUCGGGUGAAUUCAGCUUGACCAACGUCAACUUCUUUAAGUUUGACAUGAGCGGCAGUGAGCUGUGUGAUCUGGGUAAGGAGGGAUUCCUGGAUCUGGCUCCGGAUUUUGUGGGUGACAUUCUGUGGGAGCACAUCGAGCAGAUGUUGAGAGCUUAUCAAGAGAAAGAAGAGGCCAAAGUCUCGAGUCGGCCGUCUGAGUCCAGCUGGAGCAGCAGGAACCAUGUCAGAUUGGAGGAGCGUUCUCUGAUGGUUUCUGAUAACUGCAGCAGUCUGCUCCGAGAGCUCUUCGAGACUACAGAUGAAUGUUCUGAGCCCGAGAUGUCUGCGUAUGCCAAACCUCAACUGAGCACGGUCAGCGUGAGCUACAUCGGAGCGGCUCCGCGUCUCAACACACCCGGGUCGUCACGCGACCAGACGUCUGUGGAGAGCAUGGAGGGUUCCGAGAGCGUCCUGCGGUCCUGGGGGAGCCACUCCUCUCUCGCCGACACCCAGCGCGUCCCGUCCUAUGACAGCUUUGAGGAGGAGUUGGGUGUGACCCCGCUGACCCUGGGCAAACAGGGACUGUCCUUCAAAGACUACGUUCAAGAGCGGAACGAGCCGCUGGAGCAGGGAAAAGCAGUGAUACCGGCUGCCGUGCUCGCAGGAUUCACAGGAAGCGGCCCCAUUCAGCUGUGGCAGUUUCUUCUGGAGCUGUUGACUGACUCCACCUGUCAGAACAUCAUCAGCUGGACCAGCGACGGCUGGGAAUUCAAACUCACCGACCCCGAUGAGGUGGCGCUCCGCUGGGGGAAGAGGAAGAACAAACCCAAAAUGAACUACGAGAAGUUGAGUCGGGGACUUCGAUACUACUACGAUAAGAACAUCAUCCACAAGACGUCAGGGAAACGUUACGUGUACCGCUUCGUCUGCGACCUGCAGAAUCUCUUGGGUUACACUGUGGAGGAGCUGCACGGCAUGCUGGGAGUUCAGCCCGACACGGAGGACUGAAGGAGAGGGAGCGACCCUCUCUUGUGCGGAUCGGACCUCGCUGAAGGUCUCUUGUUUGUGAUGAGUUUCAUCACGCGUGGAGCGAGUGUUUGCCGCUGCCAGCGUUCCAACAGAAAACUGGAUUCACAGACACUGAAUGUGAUGAUUUCUGUUAUCAUGUUGAUUAUUGACUCGUAUUUCACAGAGAGAAGAUGAUUUAUUUCUGAUUUAUUAACUGUGUCUACACGCGUGUGCAGGGAUCUAAACAUCAGAGACAUGACUACUGAAAGUCUUUCAUAUACUGACAGUAUGUAACGAGACGCUGUGACACAUUCACUUCUGUUGAUAUUUUGUGUUGUAAAUAUGAGUUGAUAUUUAUUUCAUGAAUCUUUGGGAUGGCUCAGCCCAAAGUGAGAUUUCUUUGUUUUGCGUUUACCAUCUCGCAGGAGAUGUUUCGUGUCUCGUGGGGCACUUUUUACAUAAACUUAUUAACACGCAUCAUGAUUGAGAUCUGCUGUAAUAUCGCAGUGAAUAUUUAUUUAUUUUUCUCUCUUACGCGAAUCACUGCAGGGGACCGUUUUCACUGCAGGGGACCGAAGCAUCUUUUGAGGAAUGGUUGGUUUCAUAUUUGACUUGAUAAAGAAUUUCUCAUUUAUUGAUCCGUGAGAACUCUACAUCACUGCCGUAUCAUUUAUCAACUAAAUGUGUGAACGCUUGUUUAAAAGAAAAGUCUUGAAUUUUUGACAGUCGGUGAGGUUCAGCUUUGAUGAUCUCAUGCUUGUGCAGACGUGUUGAAUAUCUGAGCGAGUGUUUAUGUCGUGACUCAGACGGGUUAUGGCCUACGGGCAGAUUGUGUUUGACUCAUGAGAAACACUCGUGUGCAGACAAGCAUCUUUAUACUGUUAACACACAUACGUAGACUUACAAUGAACAGCGAUGUGUGUUAUUGUGAAAACUAAUAAACUCUCCAUAUGUGAGAACAGAUGAACAUG
Messenger RNA from Triplophysa rosa, 2498 nucleotides. It is a transcript of the gene ets2, whose product is annotated as v-ets avian erythroblastosis virus E26 oncogene homolog 2. Gene Ontology annotation, cellular component: nucleus. Lineage: Eukaryota; Metazoa; Chordata; Actinopteri; Cypriniformes; Nemacheilidae. Gene Ontology annotation, molecular function: DNA-binding transcription factor activity, RNA polymerase II-specific; sequence-specific DNA binding. Bases 217 to 1527 code for a protein of 436 amino acids. The record is from RefSeq and is a predicted model, not a curated record. Gene Ontology annotation, biological process: cell differentiation; regulation of transcription by RNA polymerase II. The transcript has 10 exons.